Molecule: messenger RNA, 803 nt
Organism: Pterocles gutturalis (yellow-throated sandgrouse)
Lineage: Eukaryota; Metazoa; Chordata; Aves; Pterocliformes; Pteroclidae
Product: peroxisomal acyl-coenzyme A oxidase 3-like
Exons: 6
Biological process (GO): lipid homeostasis; fatty acid beta-oxidation using acyl-CoA oxidase
Cellular component (GO): peroxisome
Molecular function (GO): fatty acid binding; pristanoyl-CoA oxidase activity; FAD binding
Source: RefSeq, a predicted model, not a curated record
CUAACAAUGGCAUCCACACUGGAUCUUAAAGAGGCCACUGUUAACCGAAGUUCGUGGGAUGCUUUGCUACCAGAUUUCCCUAAAGGACCGCUUUGCAAGUAUCGUAAAAAAGCUUCCUUUAAUUGGAAGGAGAUGGCAGUAUUACUAGAUGGCGAAGAUAUCAUCCAGCUUAAGAACAGAAUCUUCUCUGCCCUGGAAAGUGAUCCUCUCUUUGCACAUCAUCCUGGAGAAGAUUUGUGCCGUGAGAAGUAUCAGGAGCUGACAUUCCUGCGCUGUAAAAGGCUCUUUGAGUAUAAUUUUGUUACUGAGCAAGAGAUCGUAGAGAACCCAUUAAAGAUACUUAAUAUGGUCAUCUGUAUAGGGAUGUAUGAUUGGUCUCCAUGUCUCCAGUAUUUCUUACAUUGCGGUGUAUUUGCAGGUGCAGUUUUGAGUGCUUCUAAGAGGUUUGCAGACCUUGUGAAACAAGUUUAUAGCAUGGAGAUUUUUGGAUGUUUUGCUCUGACUGAACUCAGCCAUGGAACGAAUACCAAAGGCAUACGGACUACUGCCAUGUUUGAUCGUAGCACUCAGGAAUUUAUCAUCAAUACUCCUGACUUUGAAGCCGCAAAGUUCUGGGUUGGUAAUAUGGGGAAACACGCCACUCAUGCAGUUGUGUACGCCCAGCUCUAUACUCCUGAUGGACAGUGCCAAGGAUUACAUUCCUUUAUUGUACAGAUUCGAGAUACAAAAACUCUCCUACCAAUGCCAGGUGUGAUGGUAGGUGACAUAGGAAAGAAACUUGGGCAGAAUGGGUUGGAUAAUGG